This is a messenger RNA of Pyrenophora tritici-repentis Pt-1C-BFP, 1428 nucleotides long. Its product is annotated as PH domain containing protein. The record is from RefSeq and is a predicted model, not a curated record. Lineage: Eukaryota; Fungi; Ascomycota; Dothideomycetes; Pleosporales; Pleosporaceae.
AUGGCUUCCCCUACAACAGAGAUGCCGUCGCGUAGUACCACGAACAGAUCAGACGACGACGCCGUUCCAGGAGAAGAUACCUCAGAGGUCACAAAGCUAUUCGCGGAGCGAUUGCAAGCGUGGAAGCAUGCCGUGGCCUACCUCGAAGACUACGUUACCGCGACAGAGAAGACAAACCACGCACACGGCAAAGAGUAUGAGAGGGUUCUAAAGACUGUCAAAGACCCAUUGAAGGAGGGUCACCACUUCGACCAAUCGCUCGGCGGUAUUGCAGGCAUGUUUGAGAACAUGCGAUCCAACACCCAGGGCCUUUCCAAUCAGCAUUACGAAACAGCCAAGCAGCUUAAAGGCACCAUCCUCCCCAUCUUCGACCGUCUGCAUACCGAGAUCAAGAACAAAAGUAAGGAGCUUACAAAGGGAGCUGGCAAGGGUAGCAAGGCUGUCGACAAGGCUCGUCAACAAACACAAAAGCACAUUGAGCUCCUUGGUCAGUACACGGCGACCUUUGACUCUCACCAUGGCAACCUAAAGGCUACCGACGAUCCCUAUGUCAUUUCACGUGGAGUCAACCACCGCCUACACAAGCAAGUUCAGGAGGAGAACAACAACCGACAAGACUUGAUCAGUGUGCAGAACUCAUUUGCGCAAUUUGAAGCGCACAUUAUCCAAACAAUCCAACAAGGAAUGACUCAGUUCCAGACAAUCAUGAACACCCAGGCCGAACAGAUUAAAGCUGCCUACACAGAUAUGGUGGGCACCGCUCAACGCAUCCCCGUAGACUUUGAGUGGAACGGCUUCAUCCAGCGCAACAACAACAUCCUCAUCGACCCUUCGGCUCCAGCACGCAAUGCAGCAGACAUUAGCUUCCCCAAUCAAGCCCACCGUGCCACGCAGCCACUCAUUUCCGGUUCGCUCGAGAAGAGGGGCAAGAUCAUGCGCUCAUACGACACAAACUACUAUGUCAUCACGCCGGCAAAGUUCCUGCACGAGUACAAGACUGACGACGACGUGGCUAAGGACCCAGUCCCGGAAAUGUCCUUGUAUCUCCCCGACUGUAUCAUCGGCGCUGUCAAUGGCCAGAAGUUCAAUGUCAAGGGCAAGGAUGUGUCCAAGGGCAAGAUUGGCGGUGCCUUUUCCAUGACACAUGAAUUUGCUUUCAAGGCGCACACACCGCAGGCCGCAGCUCAGUGGUACGAGGUUAUUAAACAGGCUGCUGGCACUGUUACCGCUGAGGUGCCUGAUGCUAGUACGCCAGCUAGCCCUGUGACUGAUGAUCACGUCGCUGGUGGUGCAGCACAGCCUGCUCCUCUUCAGACACAGGGUCUGGAGAAGACUGGCACCAACACGACUCAGCCGGGAUCCGCAGUACCCGGUAGUGCCACGGCUGCACCCACCAGCGCCGUGCCAGGCGAGCCAGGCAAAUACUAG